Molecule: messenger RNA, 1530 nt
Organism: Penicillium olsonii
Lineage: Eukaryota; Fungi; Ascomycota; Eurotiomycetes; Eurotiales; Aspergillaceae
Source: the annotation of a GenBank genome assembly
AUGGGACCAAACUGGUUUUUCAAUGGUAUACCGAUUUGCUCUGAAGCAGGGAGACAUUGGAUGUCAAUGAAGACCAGUCAAAACGUUUCGCUGGACGACUUUUGUAUCCCCGACUCAGAUUCAUCUUCCGUAGAUCCAGGAUCAACAUUUGGACCAGAGCUGUGCGAACUACCUGAUGAAUUUUUGACUCGAGAGAUAUUGAGCGCUUAUCGGGCGUCAUCAUUUCGCCUCGCAUUUCCAGUAUUGGACGAGGUUCUCAUAGAAAACACUCUCCGAUCAGCUUACAAUGCACCCACCGAGGCACAGACUUCUACAGCACAACUCUCAGCCAUGGCCUGUGUCCUCGCAGCUAUAUCCAUGGCAUCCCACUUCAAGUCAUCGCAGCAAACUCCAAAUCUCAUAGAUGCAGAUGCAUGUGCAGCAAAGGCGAGAUCUCUUUUAACACAAGCUUUGGGAAAUACCAGCUUGACAACUAUUCAGACAAUACUUUUACUGCAACUGCGUUUGAUGUUCAAUGGCCUCUGGCAAAGGGCUAAUAUGCUUAACUCCAUGGCAUGUUCCAUGAUUUGCUCCCUUGGAGGGCACUUUCACCUGGAUCUCAUUUCUCCCCGAGGAGUUUCAGAUCCUCAACAGCGAGAAAUCAAUCAUACGCGCAUGCUCUUCUGGAUAUCCUACGUGCUUGACAAAGAGAUUUCACUUCGCACAGGGAACCCGCCGCUACUCACGGAUACGUACUGUGAUAUCUCAUUACCAGACAGCUAUAUGGAAUAUGAAACAUAUCCGCCUGAAAGGCAAGAGCUUACCGAUUCGCAUGGUGAACCAUCUGGGCGCAUAACCCCCCACCUCCCAGCGGAUCCUCGAUUGAGUCUACUCAAAGAAAAGGUCUGUCGGCGCCUUUUCUCAGCCCAAGCGUUGAAGAAUGACAAUAAUCAACUUCUUCUCAAUAUAAGGCAGCUUGAUGACGAGAUCGAGAGCUGGCGCUUGUCCAUCCCUCUCCCCUUUCGCCCUGCACUUUUUGUCUCUCAAAGCUCCCCGUUGAGCGCUCUCGGGGAAUGUAGUCCCCAUUUCAAUCGACUCAUAUCCCUGCAACUGGAUUACCACCACCUCAUGACCGUCAUUCACACCACAGUCCGAAAAUGUAUGCCCGACGCAGGCGAUGGGGACCAGGACCUACACCAUGUGGUGCAUUCCAGUUUCGAUCUUUCUCUUGAGGCGAGUCGAUCAACCAUCUGGUGUAUCAAGGUCCUCUGCACCAACGUCACACCAGAAAGGUCUCGUCUGAUAGUGCCGUAUCUGACAACCGCCGCCAUGUCACUCUUCUUGAAUAUUCUCAUUCAUCCCCUUGACCAUACAGCACAACUUGACCUGGAAACCCUCAUAUCGGUAGCCAAUACAGUGCGCAACACACUUGGGGGUGAGUCAACGCAUGGCGAGCGAUCCCUAUUACAAGGGACAAGUGAUUUUGUGAUGAGGCUGGUGUGGCUGGGAACUUGUGCAGUGACGAAAGCAACGAGAACAGAAAGAGUUUGA